Molecule: messenger RNA, 1350 nt
Organism: Manihot esculenta (cassava)
Lineage: Eukaryota; Viridiplantae; Streptophyta; Magnoliopsida; Malpighiales; Euphorbiaceae
Product: kunitz type trypsin inhibitor 104
Exons: 1
Coding region: 643-1224 (193 amino acids)
Molecular function (GO): endopeptidase inhibitor activity
Source: RefSeq, a predicted model, not a curated record
AAUUUUAAAAUAAUAUUGUAAAUUAUCCUAAAUUUAUUUAUUUGAUGUGAGAAAUGCAAAAAAUAAUGAAGUAGAUUGAAUAUGUAAAAUGAAUUAAGGAAGAGGAACGAGAAACCAAUUCUUGGGUGUGGAACUUGAAUUUGGGCUCUCGUGUUUUCUUAUUUAAAUAUAUAUAUGUAUAAUUUUAUUAUAAUUACUAUAUCUAAAAACUAUAAUUAUAAUAUUUUUUAUUUAUCAUAAUUAUUUGUAAAAAGAAACGCUAGUUACCAAAUCUAUCCACCAUUAAUUGUUCGUAGGAUGAAAAUGGAAAACUAAUUUUACCAAUUUAAAAUCCCAUAAUAAUAAAAAACAAUUACGGGUGUGGUCAGGGUCAGCUAUAGCUGCGUGGGGAUUGAAACUGCAAGUCUUAUUUGAACUUAUCCAUCAUUCCAAAUUGCGAGUUAUAAACUCGGAGACUUCAUCACAGUUGGGCAAUUUGACUUUUGCAUGCCGUGCCUCCUCCACCCAUCUCGCAGGAAGUCGAUCCCAUGUCCGUUCCAUCACCUAUAAAUAUCUUCACCUCACCUACCCUUUGCUUCAGAAUCCCAUAAACCAUUAAUCACCAAUUCAAUUCCCAACCACUUUUAACCUUCUUUAGCGACCAUGUUUAGAAUGAUUGGAAGCUUCAGCUUCGUAUGGCUUCUCAUGACCAUAUCCACUGCAGCUCAAACCCCCGCAGUGCUAGACACCACCGGUCAGCCUCUUAGGAGCGGCGUAGAGUACUAUGUGCUUCCAGCUGCAACUGACACUGCUGGUGGUUUAACUCUGAUGAAUCGCACUGACUCCUGCCCAUUAUACGUUGGUCAGGAACCUCUUUCAACCGUUGUAUCACCAGGUCUUCCCGUCAUCUUCACACCAUUUUCUGCUGGAGACGGUAUCAUCAGGGAGAGCAGAGACUUGAGGAUUGCAUUUUCAGCUGUCUCCAUUUGUGCUCAAUCAACAUCAUGGAGGGUGGGCGAGGAGGAUGCGGAGACGUCAAGGAGAUUUAUAGUGACAGGAGGAGAGCAGAGUUACUUGAGGAUUGACAAGAAUGGAGGUCUUUAUGAGUUGGUGUGGUGUCCCGGUGAGUCCUGUCCAGAUUGUGGAAGGCCAAGAUGUAGUUCUGCUGGUAUUUUGAUUGAAAAUGGGAAGAGAUUGUUGGCCUUGGAUGGCCCUGCUUUUCCCUUCCGAUUUAGGAGAGCUUAGUUUAUUCUCCUCGUAUUCAUAACUUCUUUGCAUUGUAUUAAUUAGUAAAUAAAUGCUGAAGUCUCAUAUCCCUCUUAAUCUAAAGUGUAGUUUGGCAUGAGAAGAUUAUUUUCUGACCAAGUGAAC